UUUCUGCUAAACUCCAGCUCGGACGCGCGUCCCCGUGCAGCGCUGUGUGAGGAAAUGUGUUAGUGAAGCACGUGAACGCGCCAAUCUCCAUUUCUGACUCAUUCUGGGCUUCAGUCUCUUUUAUCUCACACACUCCGUUUACCUCCUCUUCGUCUCUCUUCAGCCUCAUGUUCACACCACCGCCAAGCCGGAGCUGAUUCCCUGUCCAGCCAACACUGAGAGCCCGCUGCCGGGGGCCGGCGGUGUCCACAGAGCGGUGCGAGGAUGAAGUUUUGGGGACCAUGUUUGGUUGGAUUUUAUAUUUGUACAGCCAUGCUUUUCAAAGGAUCCCUGCAGGGAGAACACCAGAGGAGGCUGUACAAAGAGCUGCUGGCUAACUACAACCGACUGGAGAGACCUGUGGUCAAUGACUCAGCAGCCAUCCUGGUGGAGCUGGGCCUAACACUGCUGCAGAUCAUAGAUGUGGAUGAGAAAAAUCAAGUGCUGAUGACUAACGCUUGGCUGCAGCUGUACUGGACAGACAUCUACCUAAGCUGGAAUCCAGAAAACUACCCCGGUGUCCAGAACCUGCGAUUCCCUUCAGACCAGAUCUGGACCCCUGACAUCCUCCUUUACAACAGUGCGGACGAGCGGUUUGAUGCCACCUUUCACACCAACGUACUUGUGAAUGCGUCAGGUUACUGCCAGUACAUCCCCCCGGGGAUCUUGAAGAGCACCUGCUACAUUGACGUGCGUUGGUUCCCCUUUGACGUCCAAAAGUGUGACUUGAAGUUUGGCUCCUGGACGCAUAACGGCUGGCUGCUGGACCUCCAGAUGCUGGAUGUGGACACAUCGACCUAUAUACCCAAUGGGGAGUGGGACCUUGUGGGUGUGCCAGCCAAGCGCAAUGAGCUGUACUAUGAGUGCUGUAAGGAGCCCUACCCUGAUGUGACAUUCACAGUCACCAUGCGCCGCAGGACGCUUUACUACGGCCUCAAUUUGCUCAUCCCAUGUGUGCUGAUCUCUGGCUUGGCCCUGCUGGUCUUCCUGCUACCUGCAGACUCAGGAGAAAAGAUUUCUCUGGGCAAUGAUGGAGAACAAGCCAUGACGCUGUCAGCCCAGUACUUUGCCAGCACCAUGAUGAUAGUGGGAAUGUCUGUGGUGGUAACAGUUAUAGUCCUGCAGUUUCACCAUCAUGACCCUCAGGGAGGAAAGAUGCCCAAGUGGGUUCGUGUGGUUCUGCUGAACUGGUGUGCCUGGUUUCUGCGUAUGAAACAACCUGGCGAUGAGCGCAAGCGACCUGUUUACCGUCACACCUCCCAGCACCGCACCAGCUCUCUAGAGAUGGGCACUGUACCAAGCCUCACUAUGCCCCUCUCACAGACAUCCUGCCCACCUUGCCCCACAGGCACCACCAAUGGUUCCAUGAGCCUCUACUUUGGCAAUUAUGACCCCAUAGAAAACCCACACUGCCCACCUUCUAGUGACUCCGGGGUAGCACUAGGAGGACGUGCCCAUGGCUCCUUUAGUAAUGACGCUGAGCCCACUGGAGGAGUUGGCACUGGUGUCGGAGGCCUGGGGAUGGGCGUUGGACCGGGUAUGGGAGUCAGCAUUCCCCCACCAGAGAUCCAACGCAUCUUGGAGGAGGUGUCUUACAUAGCCCAGCGGUUCCGUGACCAGGACAAGGCUGAGGCCAUCUGCAGCGAGUGGAAGUUUGCAGCGGCAGUGGUGGACCGGCUGUGCCUGGUGGCCUUCUCUCUCUUCUCCAUCAUUUGUACCUUCACCAUCCUUAUGUCAGCACCCAACUUCAUAGAGGCCGUCUCCAAGGACUUCACAUAGCAUUUUGCAGCAGGAGGAAGUGAGAGAAGGAAAACAGCAAAAUAUUAGGCAUAAAGAAGAGAUUAAGAGAGAAAGUGGAUGGGGAAAGGAAAAAAUGAAGGGUGCAGUAUGUGGUCCUCAACUUACAGUCUUGGCACCCAGGAGCUGGGCCACACAGUGUUUCAUGAGAAAAUGUAACUAAAGAAAUUCAAGAAUGUAAGAGUCUUGUAGCUCUGCUAAGCUGGUGAAUCGAGCCAAUCAGGAAACAGAAUAUUUAUGAUUGGUAAAUAAGUAAUAACAAAGACAAAUCAUUAUGUUACAUUAGCACAUUCCAAAUUAAGAAUAGAAACAUACAUUUAUUGUCAUACUCUGUCCUAAUGUCAGAGACAAACUGUUUAUAUCUAGAAGAGCAAAAUAGGUUGGACAUGGAGACUAAACCGCAAACCAGGGGAGACUAGACGCAAAAGGUUGGGAAUCAUGGAGUGGAGUGCACUAUAUAGAUGUUCUUUUUUACAUUAAGUAAAAUAUCAAUAAGGGGAAGAUAAUGUGGCACCUUAUUGUCUUCACCCUGAAAACAGUGUAAAUAUCCGUGUU
Messenger RNA from Etheostoma cragini (Arkansas darter), 2391 nucleotides. RefSeq names its product neuronal acetylcholine receptor subunit alpha-7-like. Gene Ontology annotation, molecular function: acetylcholine-gated monoatomic cation-selective channel activity; transmembrane signaling receptor activity. The coding region runs from base 265 to 1818 and encodes 517 amino acids. The transcript has 9 exons. Gene Ontology annotation, biological process: monoatomic ion transmembrane transport; regulation of membrane potential; nervous system process. Lineage: Eukaryota; Metazoa; Chordata; Actinopteri; Perciformes; Percidae. Gene Ontology annotation, cellular component: postsynaptic membrane; neuron projection; synapse. The record is from RefSeq and is a predicted model, not a curated record.